This is a messenger RNA of Zootoca vivipara (common lizard), 5190 nucleotides long. It is a transcript of the gene BABAM2, whose product is annotated as BRISC and BRCA1 A complex member 2. Gene Ontology annotation, cellular component: BRISC complex; BRCA1-A complex. The record is from RefSeq and is a predicted model, not a curated record. Gene Ontology annotation, biological process: double-strand break repair. Lineage: Eukaryota; Metazoa; Chordata; Lepidosauria; Squamata; Lacertidae.
GCAGGAGGUUGGCGCGCGGGCGCGCACGCAGCAGCGUGCUGGGCGGAGUGGGAGGGUCUACGCAGGCGCGCGGGGCAAGGCGAGUGGCAGCUGCUGGGUUUCUUGGAGAACUGAGUGCACCUUGCAGAUUAGUAUGUCCCCUGAAGUUGCUUUGCACAGAAUAUCUCCGGCACUUUCUCCUUUUGUUUCUAAUGUGGUCAGGAAUGGAAAAGUAGGAUUGGAUGCAACUAACUGUUUAAGGAUUACAGAUCUGAAAUCUGGCUGCAUGUCCUUGACUCUUGGGCCCAGCUGUGAUCGCUUUAAGUUGCACAUUCCAUAUGCUGGAGAAACACUAAAAUGGGAUAUAAUUUUUAAUGCCUACUAUCCAGAACUGCCACCUGACUUCAUCUUUGGAGAGGAUGCUGAGUUCCUUCCUGAUCCCUCAGCUUUACAUAACUUGGCCUCAUGGAAUCCCUCAAACCCAGAAUGUCUGUUGCUUGUUGUAAAAGAACUUGUUCAACAAUAUCACCAGUUCCAGUGCAGCAGACUACGUGAGAGCUCUCGCCUCAUGUUUGAAUAUCAAACAUUACUUGAAGAACCUCAGUAUGGAGAAAACAUGGAAAUUUAUGCUGGCAAAAAGAACAACUGGACUGGUGAAUUGUCAGCUCGUUUCCUUCUGAAAUUGCCGGUGGACUUCAGCAACAUCCCCACUUACCUUCUCAAGGAUGCAAAUGAAGACCCCGGGGAAGAUGUUGCUCUUCUUUCCGUCAGCUUUGAGGAUACAGAAGCUACUCAAGUUUUCCCCAAACUGUAUCUGUCUCCACGAAUCGAACAUGCUCUUGGAGGAUCUUCUGCCCUUCACAUCCCUGCUUUUCCAGGUGGAGGCUGCCUCAUUGAUUACGUACCCCAAGUAUGUCAACUCCUAACCAACAAGGUACAAUAUGUUAUUCAGGGUUACCAUAAGAGAAGAGAGUAUAUUGCGGCAUUUCUUAGUCACUUUGGAACUGGCGUGGUAGAAUACGAUGCUGAGGGUUUCACAAAACUCACCUUGUUACUGAUGUGGAAAGAUUUUUGCUUCCUGGUUCACAUUGACCUCCCACUCUAUUUUCCACGGGACCAGCCAACGUUAACGUUUCAGUCUGUCUAUCACUUCACUAACAGUGGGGAGCUCUAUUCACAGGCCCAGAAAAACUACCCCUACAGUCCACGUUGGGAUGGCAAUGAGAUGGCCAAACGGGCAAAGGCUCAUUUCAGAACAUUUGUCCCUCAGUUCCAGGAGGCAGCAUUUGCCAAUGGAAAACUCUAAGAUCAUAAAAGGGGGAGACAACCUCAUCCUGCAAGGAUGCCAAACAGAGUCUUAUGUCAUUGCCUGUCAACAAAUUGCAAGAUGGCUUCCCGCAAGUAGUUUGGACUUCAGUCUCUUGGUGUGUUUUGCCUCUGGGGUGCUGUUGUGAUCACCACAGAUUGAAUUUACUCUUCUCUACAUAUAUAUAAUGAGGACCUUGGCUGACUAAACAUUUUUUUGCUAUAUUUUGCUCAUUUUUCCUACAUGCAAUCACAUUUCUUAUUUUAUCUGUGUGACCGAAAUUAAAAAGAAUUUGCAUAGAUAUGUGCCCCCCCCAGUGAUGCCUUAUUUAUGUUUUUUUUUUCCUAUGCCAGUGUUUCAGGCUUUCCUGUGAACUUUUCUGUGAUGAAUUUCAACUUUUUGACAUAUUAGAAGUAAACAGAAAAUAGCUGAGCAAUAAGUCUUGUUGUUAGAUGAAGCACUGCCAUAUUAUGCCUUUGUAAUUAUUUGUAUUCGAGAUUUAUCUCCAAUUAAGUCUGAAAGAACAAAACAAAGAGAAACAUUUUAAUUGCUACAGAAGGGAGUAUGAUGGCAUAUAACUCUUAGUGCUUCUAACUGGAAGUCCCCCAUGUUGUAGAAUUCUGCUUUGUACUCUUGUUAUCAGUACCAAAUCUGAGAUGAGCUAUCUUGUCACUAUUACCAACAAAUGUCUACCAUUUGAAUACCAGUAGUGUCUAAAAAUUAAAUGUGUAAGUUAUGAUGAAUUCACAUUUCACGGCACAGCUCUGAUGAGAAACGCAAAUGCCACUGUUGAAACAGGCUUUAACGUCAACAGUGUCAUUAGUACCUUUAAUAAUUUAUAAUGCAUAGUCUUUCAACCUAAAAUGUAUGGUUUAGUUCACAUCUAGAUGACUUUAUGAGAAAACAUAGUUGGAUGCAUCAUUCUUUCUUAUACAGGAAUUGUACAUUCAGUGUCUGAGCCAUUUGUUGUUCCUUUCCUGUGAUGCAUUCCGGGAGGCCGCUUGUCUGACUAGCCGUGGACUAACUUCCCAUAUUUUGUAAAUAGCUCAGGGUGCUUUCCAACAGGGAAUCAAACGUUCGUAAAUAGUAUGUGGAAAACAUACUUUAGUUCCAUUGUGAUUCACAGAACAAAACUGAAUAAUUUCUGCUGUUGUAUCCAGAACACCUCAAGUUGCCUAGUAUGACACUAUACCUUGAAAUGUAACUAACAUUAUAGGGUUGUAUCUAAGUCAUACUUUGAAUGGCUGCUUAGUGGGAUAGAACCCAUAAAACAUCAUUCUUAGAAUGUUAGUGGACAGUACUCUUUAUUAUUACAACCCAAUUACUUUGUCCCAGGUCAGCAGGCCUCUUUCUGCAGGCAUUGUGUGCACAAGGGAAUCUUGCUGCUUGAUCCACCAGGCUUUGUCCCUACUGCCCAUUAGUAGAGAUAGAGCCUGCUUCCCCUUGCCAUUGCUCUACCAGGAUUUGUACUUUAAGGCUCCCAAUUGUGCAUUAGUGCUGUCUAACAGAAGAUAUUGUUAGCUGACGAAAACAAAAAUAUGCCAUUUUUCCAUUGUAAACCGUGCCCAAAGCAGAUUGAAAUAAAAAAAAUUAAAAUGCGGAACGGAACAUUAAAAAAAAAAAGCACCAGCAAAUUCAAACAAGACAACGUCAACAAUUCCAAAAUCAUAGGAUAAAUGAUUACAAUGAAGCAAUCUAGACUUAAUGUGGGACAAAUUCAGAACAAAAUUAACAGACAGGUAAAAUAAAUGCUAACCCACAUAACUAUGCAUUCCAAGGGGCUGGCUAAAAUACAAUUUGGAGCGGGCAAGGUCUUCUUACCAGACUAGGUCUGCUUUCCCCAUCCUGGUGCCCUCCAAGUGUUCUGGCUUACCAUUCCCAUCACCCCUAACAGCUGGUUGUGUUACCUGGGACUGAUGGGAAUUGUAGUCCCAAGUAUCUGAAGGACUUCCACGGUCCAGAGCAGCCUUGUUUAAAUACAGCUCAGAGGGCAGAGGUCUUCUCGCCCAGGCUAGGUGGCUUACAGGGCCUUCUACCUCCACACCAGCAAGUUGGGCUCAAAUCUUUUGAGGCAUGUGCACACAAGGCCAAUUUUCCUACAUCGUACACGAAUCCUGCAUGUAGUCAACAUUCUAUUGAAGUUGCUUCUAGGUAGGAUUGGUCAGUGUUGGCCAAUAACGGUCAAUUACAUGGUCAAAUAUUCAAAUAUAUAGGGGUGGGUUUUUUUAAAAAAAAAGUUAGAAAAAGACAAUGCUGAACAUAAAAAAUUGUCAUCUAGAACUCAAAAGUCCAUUUCUUCCCAGAAGCUUUCCAGGGUACCAUAUAAGAUCACAAAGAGACCCUUGCUUCCCAUAGCAAGUGCAGUGGACUAGUUCCAUGUAGGAAAUGUGUUUUGUGAUUUGCUCCAGUGCAACUUUAGUCCCAUCGUGGCCUAUGCUUAGAACUUACCAAAGUGAGCAAGGUUACAUCUUCCUUCUGGUUCAGUUCCAUCAGUGAUGGAUCAGUGUCUAAAAACAAGUUGGCAUUAUUGUUGUUGUUUAGUCCGACUUCGUGACCCCAUGGACCAGAGCAUGCCAGGCACUCCUGUCUUCCACUGCUUCCCGCAUUUUGGUCAAACUCAUGUUCGUAGCUUCGAGAACACUGUCCAACCAUCUCGUCCUCUGCCAUCCCCUUCUCCUUGUGCCCUCAAUCUUUCCCAACAUCAGGGUCUUUUCCAGGGAGUUGGCACGGCCAAGCAUUAAUGAGCAUUUAAGAAACCACAAAUUGGCAGGUUCUCAGUUCUAUGCAUGCAUAGAAUCGGAUGAAUAAUAAGUGUGAGAAGCUAAUCACCUCCAUCUGCUUCUUUGCAAAAUAAACUGUCUCACUUGUAAACUGCAGGUGCCAGCAAGCAUGCUUCUACAUUUAUUCUUUUCUCCUUUUAGUGACACCAUUCAGCCACUCGUUUAUUACUGCGAAGAUAGACAACCUUCUCCCAAACUAUUGCAUCAUCACUUUUUCAUAGCUGGUUUACGGUGGGGUUUUUUUAAUAAAAAAAAACACCCCUAAAGUACUUCUAUUCCAGAUGCAGCUACUCACUUAUUACCUUCGCUUCUGUUUUCCGAUGAACCUGACAACAGUGUGUGUGAAAGGGAAAUCUUGUCGGUUCACUUCUGCCAUGUAAUUUCUUUUCAUUAAAUUAGUACUGUGGGCUCCACUAUUGAUGCACACAUGUCUUUACUUUUUCUGACUAGGCUGCCCUCCUCUUUCCCAAAGCCUGGUGAAAGGGAAGUUUUGGCUUAUGGCUAUAAAAACCAGAAGCCUAUUGUUAGCAUGUGGGAACUUGAUCAUACACAGCCUCUGCUGAUCAAGUUUAUCACUAGUAAUAGGUCAUGGGGGGGAAAUGCUUUUAUUGUUAUUAACCGGAAGAGCUAUAAGAUGCUUUGACAUGUGUGCCAAUAUUCCUCUUAUACUUUAUAUUUACAUGGAUGCAUAAAAAAGAAAAAGACUUGCAGGAAAAUAAAUUGGACUGGUUUCAAAUCACCCUUGAGCCAUGAAGCUAUUGCGGUCCCCUUCAGAAGUCACUAUCUCUAAGCCUAACCUCCUUCAAAGGCUUGUGAAACUAGAAAUUGAGGUGACUCGGCUAUUCUGAGCAGUCAGAAGGAUGCAAAUAUAGGAGAUACAUAUUGCUAAAUGUACAUUAUGAGCCCAAACAUAUGUGGUGUGGUGGUGGCAGAGCACUGUACAGGAUUGGAUCUGCUGCAGAGACCAAAAGAUUGGCAGGAAGUUUCUAUGCCAUGCCCCCUCCCUCUCUUGGUUCAAUUUUUGAAUACCUUCUUGCUGGAUUUGUAACCCGAUUUCACAAGUUUGAGAAUGAUCUACAUGCUUGAUUUAUCUCUUGUCAUUAAAAUCGUAUAUUUCCAUGCAGG